Molecule: messenger RNA, 839 nt
Organism: Manacus vitellinus (golden-collared manakin)
Lineage: Eukaryota; Metazoa; Chordata; Aves; Passeriformes; Pipridae
Gene: DUT
Product: deoxyuridine triphosphatase
Exons: 6
Coding region: 53-568 (171 amino acids)
Biological process (GO): dUMP biosynthetic process; dUTP catabolic process
Molecular function (GO): magnesium ion binding; dUTP diphosphatase activity
Source: RefSeq, a predicted model, not a curated record
GCGUUUUGGCGGGCUCUGUCAGUCCCCUCACGGCGUCUCCCUUUCCCCAGCCAUGCCCGCCUCCGAGGCCGUGCCGCAGCCGUCCCCCAGCAAGAGGCAGAAGGGCUCGGGUCCCGGCGAGCACAGCACACGGCUCCGCUUCACCAAGCUGUCCGAGAACGCCGUGGCGAUGCCGCCCCACUCGGCGAGCCCUCGGGCGCGGGGCUCCUGUUUCUUUCUUUUCUGUAGUGCCUAUGACUGUGUGAUACCACCCAUGGAAAAGGCAGUAGUGAAAACAGACAUUCAAAUAGCACUUCCUUCUGGGUGCUAUGGCCGAGUAGCACCACGUUCUGGUUUAGCUGCAAAGCACUUCAUAGAUGUUGGUGCUGGGGUUAUUGAUGAGGAUUACAGGGGAAAUGUUGGUGUAGUACUCUUCAACUUUGGCAAGGAGACUUUUGAAGUUAAAAAAGGGGACAGAAUUGCCCAGCUCAUCUGUGAACGCAUUUAUUAUCCUGAGCUAGAAGAAGUUGAAGCUCUGGAUGAUACAGAACGUGGUGAAGGUGGCUUUGGUUCUACUGGGAAGAACUGAAAAUUACUUGAAUAUGCUUUAUUUUUUUUUUCGUUACACUGUUUCUAAAUUUUCAUUUGAAUUAGAAGUGGGAUUUUAGGACUGCAUAAGAACAUUUCCAGUUUUAUUCCAGCUUCUCUGUAUCCUCCUGUCUAUUUUUACAGGCAGUGAAUUUGCAUAAUGGGGAAAUGUGCACUACUGGCUUGGCUGAUCAGUUGAUGUUUGGUCCUCAGCAAUAAGACUGUGUUGUUUAUGUGUUGAUUAUACUCUAAUAAAUUAAAAAAUAACUUCA